Messenger RNA from Microcebus murinus (gray mouse lemur), 1196 nucleotides. It is a transcript of the gene STARD5, whose product is annotated as StAR related lipid transfer domain containing 5. The record is from RefSeq and is a predicted model, not a curated record. Gene Ontology annotation, molecular function: cholesterol transfer activity; cholesterol binding. Gene Ontology annotation, biological process: cholesterol import. NCBI's taxonomy places the organism in Eukaryota, Metazoa, Chordata, Mammalia, Primates, Cheirogaleidae.
CACCGCGCUCCUCCCGCGCUCCUCCCGCGCUCCUCCCGCGCCCGCGCCAUGGACCCCGCGCUGGCCGCCGAGAUGGGCGAGGCCGUGGCGCGCACGGUGCUGCAGUACCGGCGAGACGCGUCGGGGUGGCAGCCGUGCCGGGAAGGCAAUGGAGUUUCAGUCUCCUGGAGGCCAUCUGUGGAGUUUCCCGGGAACCUGUACCGAGGAGAAGGCAUCCUGAGGGGGACCCCAGAGGAGGUGUGGGACUGCGUGAAGCCAGAGGCCGGGGGCCUGCGGGAGAAGUGGGAUGAGAAUGUGACCAGCUUCGAGAUCAUCCAGACCAUGACCGACACGCUGUUCGUGUCCAGGACCUGCACGCCCUCCACCGCCAUGAAGCUCAUCUCCCCCCGGGACUUCGUGGACCUGGUGCUGGUCAAGAAGUACGAGGACGGGACCGUCAGCUCCAACGCCGUGCACGUGGAGCACCCGUCGUGGCCCCCAACGCCGGGCUUUGUGCGAGGCUUUAACCAUCCCUGCGGCUGCUUCUGCGAACCUCUGCCAGGGGAGCCCGGCAAGACCAGGCUGGUCACCUUCUUCCAGAGCGACCUGGGCGGCUACCUCCCGCGCGGCGUGGUGGACUCUUUCUUCCCCCGCAGCAUGGCCGGCUUCUACGCCAACCUGCAGAAGGCCCUGAAGCAGCUCCACGCCUGACGCCGUCCCGCGCUGGCCAAGAGCUGCCGUGCGUCACCAAGGAGCUCGGGCGGCUGGGGCGCCAGAGUGCCUGGGUGCACCCAGAACUCACCGGUGGGCGGCGGUGCUCGGGGGACAGCAGCCAGAGGCAGCGGCCACCCUCCCCCUCCUUCUCCGCCAGGGCGGGCGCGGGAGGAGCCGGCACUCGCGCCCCCGGGCAGGGCGCACCCAGGCCCCGGCCACCGGCCCACGUGACGCCAGAGCCUCCCGCUGCCGGCCCCUCUCAGAGACCGUGUCCCUGUCCCUCGAGGAGACCGUCACCGGCACUGACAACCAGACGCCCCGCUGUCUUUUCAGCACCUGGAGCUCCCCCAGACCUGGGCCCCGGACCCCAAAUGUAUUUUCUGAUAGAGACCCCCGUUAUGUUUUUAGCAUCCCACAAGAUUUUUCCCCUUAAAAAGAUGUCAGCUUGGGAAGUGAUGGUGUAAGAAUGGGAUAAGCAUUAAGGAAAAAUAAUUUCGAUAUUC